CACGCUGGAAGAGUCAGUAUACACACAGAGCCAGAGUGGUGUACUGUGAACAGGGGAGCUGUAGCGAGUUAUAGCACCUAGAGCGUCUCAUUCUGAGACCGUUUAAAACGGUGAACAAAAGUGAAAGAAGGACUUUGAAGAAUGUACACAUCGUUCUGAAAAUAGCGCUGCAGCUGAAUAUUGUAUUUGUUUGCGCGGUAGGCUACAAGCAGGAGUGCAAGUUGUUACAUUUGUGUAGCGGCACGCUUCUAUUCCAGAAACUCUUGUUUCGGCUUCGGAGGUUAUGAGGAUUUCCCGACCUAGUAAGAAACUUUUCUCCGAGUUGUACAACUGAAAGAAGGAGAGAGGGCAGAAACAUACUUCUCUGUCAGUGUGAGUAGCCUACGAGAGAACUUUCUAACAUAGUUUUUGGUUUAUAUUCUAUGUCUAGAAAGAUGGAAACUACCUUCUAUGAUGACUCGCUCAACUCUUUCUCCCAGCAUGAGAAACCGGACUACGGAUACAACCCCAAAGCACUGAAACACAGCAUGACACUGAACCUGGCCGACCCAACCAGCACACUCAAACCUCACCUCCGGGCUAAAGCCAGCGACAUCCUCACCUCCCCUGACGUGCAGCUCCUCAAACUGGCCUCCCCAGAGUUGGAGCGGCUCAUCAUCCAGUCUAGCAACGGCCUGAUCACCACCACACCUACCCCGACGCAGUUCCUCUGCCCAAGGAACGUAACCGAUGAGCAGGAGGGCUUUGCCGAGGGAUUUGUUAGAGCACUGGCGGAGCUCCAUCAUCAACACGUCUUGCCCAAUGCACCUGGGGUCCCAGUCACAUCCGCUGGGCAGACAAGUAUCAACAACCAAACAAUACUCCCACCUGUUUCCGCCUUGACCGGGAGCAGUGUUUAUAACAACAACAUGACCAUGCGCUCUGAGUCGCCUGUGUACGAAGACCUGAACACGUUCACCCCGGCUAUCACCACCAACUCAGCCCUGGGUUACACCACCUCAGCCCCAGCUAUGAGCUUUCCCUCUGACCCGCCACAGCUGCCAGUCUAUGGGCAGCAGUCUCACCCCCACCCCAGGCUCACUGCCCUGAAAGAGGAGCCCCAGACGGUGCCUGAGAUGCCUGGGACACCCCCUCUCUCCCCUAUCGAUAUGGAGAAUCAGGAGAGGAUCAAAGCCGAGAGGAAGCGCAUGAGGAACCGCGUCGCCGCCUCCAAGUGCAGGAAGCGGAAGCUGGAGCGCAUCUCCCGGCUGGAGGACAAGGUGAAGAACCUGAAGACUCAGAACUCCGACCUGGCUUCCACAGCGAACAUGCUGAGGGAACAGGUCGCCCAGCUCAAACAGAAGGUGAUGAACCAUGUCAACAGCGGCUGUCAACUCAUGCUUACGCAGCAGCUCCAGACCUUCUGAGGAGGAAAGGACACUUGGAGAAGAAUAGAAAGAUUUUGAACGAAAAGGACAAAUCGUUUAUAAUUAAUUGUCUGGCUGUGUCUUCGUGGCAUUGUGACAGGGUGAACGGGACAGUAACAGCACGAGACUGGCAGGAGGGGACCGAGGCUGGUUGCCUCUUACUAGGUGCCUCGCAGGACACUGUUGCACGGAGGAGUUGGGGCUCGGGACAGAGCAGAGCGCGCGAUAAACAACGCUGGUGCACUAGAGAGAAAGAAACAACAACAAAUAGGACAAAUGGAUGUUUUGGUUCGUGUUUUUAAUUGACUUGAAAUUUGUUGGCUUUGACAAAGCUGUGCUUUUACGCAUUGACCUUCUGUGUAAUUCAGUAUUAGAAGAAAGUCAAAGUGCAGUAGAGAAUUUAAAACUGCCUGGAGCCAACGGAGAGGGUGUGUACUCUAAACAGAUUACAAAAAGCUGCCCAACUUCUGACUUACAAUGUACUUUUUAUUCUUAGUUAUAUUGAGUUAGAACAAACAUUUCAAGAGUUAAUUGUUUUUUUUUCAAAUGUUUUUUAAUGGGGUUCAAUGUUAUUAUCUGUAUAUAAGAUCAACCUGGAGUACUUACAUUUACUAUUUGUAAAAAAAUAAAUACAAAUACAGUAUCAGUUUGUUCAUUUUAUGAGCACUUCAGAAACAAAUAGAUAUUUAAGAAAUGUAAUAAACAAUCUGAACUGAA
Messenger RNA from Oncorhynchus gorbuscha (pink salmon), 2123 nucleotides. Its product is annotated as transcription factor AP-1-like. The record is from RefSeq and is a predicted model, not a curated record. Gene Ontology annotation, molecular function: transcription factor binding; RNA polymerase II cis-regulatory region sequence-specific DNA binding; DNA-binding transcription factor activity, RNA polymerase II-specific. Gene Ontology annotation, cellular component: transcription regulator complex. NCBI's taxonomy places the organism in Eukaryota, Metazoa, Chordata, Actinopteri, Salmoniformes, Salmonidae. Gene Ontology annotation, biological process: regulation of transcription by RNA polymerase II; regulation of cell cycle; regulation of cell population proliferation.